AUGGCAGCAAACCAUCAUGGCAUAUUACACGAAGAAAACGACAGUGAAGAUGGCCAUCAUGUACACUUUCCAGAGGAUAUCAGUGCCAACACAGAAAUUCAAAUACAGAUGAAAGGAGACUCAAUAGCCAAUGUUCACUUAGGCUUCCUCCAACACAAACACAAGUAUCAGAUACAAUUAAACCUUCCAAUUUCACCCAAGUCUACCUCACUGACACCUAUAAUCAAUACACCUUUCAUAGCAGUAGGCAAUGUUAACAGUCCAGGAGAUGACAAAUGUCAUGAGGUCACACUGGAGCUUGAUGCACACAAAGAAGGUCUUCUUAGGGACAAAUUUGUGCUAAAAAAUGAAGCUGGGGAAGAAUUUGUUAUUGUACUUCAUGCACGGGUUCUUGGAUCUCAUAAAGGAACUCCAAUGCUGAAGGAGGGUAUACACUGCAUACACCAUGCAAAAGAUGAGGAGGAGGAUCACAGCGAUUGGCAGGGCUUUGAUUGA
This is a messenger RNA of Pocillopora damicornis (cauliflower coral), 495 nucleotides long. Its product is annotated as adipose-secreted signaling protein. The record is from RefSeq and is a predicted model, not a curated record. Lineage: Eukaryota; Metazoa; Cnidaria; Anthozoa; Scleractinia; Pocilloporidae.